Messenger RNA from Penicillium macrosclerotiorum, 516 nucleotides. RefSeq lists its product as uncharacterized. The record is from RefSeq and is a predicted model, not a curated record. Bases 1 to 516 code for a protein of 171 amino acids. The transcript has a single exon. NCBI's taxonomy places the organism in Eukaryota, Fungi, Ascomycota, Eurotiomycetes, Eurotiales, Aspergillaceae.
AUGACUACUCAAGGCCCCUCCGCCCUCCCACCCACGACUGUGCACAGCACCAAGACAAUUAGCCAGUCCGCUGCGCAUGAGUUCCUGGCCUCCUACUUGGAGCGCGCGAACACAGAUCCCUCCUUGCAGCCAAACUCUAGCAUCGGCGAGAACGGCCCUGUUUCGCGCACAACCGCUGCUGCGCCCAACCUGAUCCUCCACAACCUCAAGCGCGUGCAAGCUGGUCUUGCUGGCGAGAUUCUCGGCCAGGAUCUGACCGUUGCAAAGCAGAACCCGAACGAGGAAUACCUGGACAUUGCCGCUGGAUCUGCUUCAAAGACCAACCAGAAUGAGGAGGGUGACGAACAAGAGCAAGCCGAUCUCGAAAUGAAGGAUGCUGAGAUGGAGGCCGAGGCUUUCUCCGAACAAGAGAAGGAUCAAACUACCAUUGAUAAGGAGGAGCGCAAGCGCAAGAAGAAGGAAAGGCGUCAAGCAGAGAAAAAAGCUAAGGCCAAGAAGGAUGUUGGUUCGGAUUGA